Lotus japonicus is the source of this 1298-nucleotide messenger RNA. RefSeq names its product probable esterase D14L. Gene Ontology annotation, biological process: response to karrikin. Lineage: Eukaryota; Viridiplantae; Streptophyta; Magnoliopsida; Fabales; Fabaceae. The transcript is spliced from 2 exons. The coding region runs from base 120 to 935 and encodes 271 amino acids. The record is from RefSeq and is a predicted model, not a curated record.
UGGUUCUCUCCAUUGGCGUUGGUAGAUCAAUUCCUUCUCUGGCCCAAAUAUAUAUGGAGCAAUAUAUAGUCUGAAACUCUAGAAGACUGAAACAGAAACUUAGUUAAUCAAAUCAAACCAUGGGGAUAGUGGAAGAAGCUCACAACGUCAAAGUCUUAGGAUCAGGUUCAAGGUUCAUAGUUCUAGCUCACGGUUUCGGCACCGACCAAUCCGUGUGGAAACACCUUGUCCCUCACCUCCUCAACGACGACUUUCGCGUCCUUCUCUAUGACAACAUGGGAGCUGGAACCACCAAUCCUGAUUACUUCGAUUUUGACCGCUACUCAACCUUACAAGGCUAUGCUUAUGACUUGCUCGCCAUCUUAGAAGAGCUUCAAGUCCGUUCUUGCAUCUUUGUUGGUCACUCAGUUUCUGGCAUGAUUGGUACCAUUGCUUCAAUUUCUCGUCCUGAUCUUUUCUCCAAGCUCAUCAUGGUUUCAGCUUCGCCCAGGUAUUUGAACGAUGUAGAUUACUUCGGAGGCUUUGAGCAAGAAGAUUUGGACCAGUUAUUCGAUGCCAUGGCGGCGAAUUACAAAGCAUGGUGUUCAGGCUGGGCCCCGAUGGCUAUCGGAGGAGACAUGGAGUCAGUGGCGGUGCAGGAAUUCAGCAGAACCUUGUUCAACAUGAGGCCAGACAUAGCCUUAAGCGUAUUGCAGACAAUUUUUCAAAGUGACAUGAGGCAAGUACUAAGCCUGGUAACUGUGCCAUGUCACAUCAUACAAAGCAAGAAAGACCUGGCGGUUCCGGUAGUGGUGGCGGAGUAUCUCCACCAGCAUGUUGGCGGUGAGUCUAUCGUGGAGGUCAUGUCAACGGAGGGGCAUUUGCCGCAGCUGAGCUCGCCGGAUAUUGUUGUUCCGGUGUUGCUUAGACACAUUUGCCAUGAUAUUGCAGCUUGAGUACUUGAGCCUUUGACCGAUAGUGGCGGUUCGUGGUGGUGGAUGGUCCAUUAUUGAGGGUUGAUUUUAAACAAAUAAAAUUGAUCUAUGAGGGUUACUUUAUGAUUUGUGUCUGUUUCGUAAGAGAUCAAAGGAAAUGGAGUUGGCGGCACAUGUUGCCUUGAACCGUGCAUUGGUGCUCUUUGUUUUGUAUAUAUGUGCUAUUUAAUUGUGGUAGGUGGUGUGCUCCAAUAGUUGUGGGCAACGAAUGUUUAUAUUGUAUUAUGAGGGUGGAGGGAAUCAAGUGGCAACAAGCAUCUGCCAAAUCAACUUGUAAACUAAUUUUCAAAUGGUUUAGAAAAUAAAAGCAUGGAUCAUUUCACA